CCAGAGGCGAGGAGGAGGAGGAGGAGGGUAUUUGUCAAAGACAGGAGGAGAGAGCGACGCCAGCCAGCAUAUGUGCAAGCAUCACUUCUCUGCAUGUUCGACACUCUGAGCAGCUUGGUGAUGCCCGAGGGAUCCUCUACUGCGUGGAUGCGGCGCCGCCUCUGAUACGAUGCUGCGAGCAGGGGGUGCAGCCGCUUCUCUUGCGCUGCUGCUGCUGCACUGCUGCCACCUGUGCCACUCACUGCGUGUUCCCAAACUUUCCUCCUAUGCAAAAGCCGAAGACAAGCUUUUCAAAUACCUCUUUGGGAACUACCAGAAAUGGGUUCGCCCAGUGGAAUCUCUGAACCAGACGAUAUGCGUCAAGUUUGGGCUUGCUAUCUCGCAGCUCGUUGAUGUGGAUGAAAAGAACCAGCUGAUGACUACUAAUGUGUGGAUGAAACAGGAGUGGGUUGACAUGAAGCUAAGAUGGGACCCUGAUGACUAUGUGGGCAUCACAGCUAUACGAGUGCCCUCUGACAGGAUCUGGCUCCCUGACGUUGUGCUGUACGAUAAUUCAGAUGGUCGUUUUGAGGGCACCGUCACCAAAGCAGUGGUCAAAUACAACGGAACCAUAACAUGGACGCCCCCUGCUAAUUAUAAGUCCGCGUGCACCAUUGACGUCACCUUCUUCCCGUUUGACCUCCAGAACUGUUCCAUGAAAUUCGGCUCAUGGACCUACGAUGGUUCCCAGGUGGACAUCAUUCUGGAGGACUUCCAUGUGGACAGGCAGGAUUAUUUUGAUAAUGGCGAAUGGGAGAUUGUAAAGGCGACAGGCAGCCGUGGAAUAAGGAUGGAUGGCAGCGCUUCAUAUCCCACUAUUACCUACUUCUUCAUCAUCCGCAGGCUGCCUCUCUUCUACACUCUCUUCCUCAUCAUCCCCUGCAUUGGCCUGUCCUUCCUCACAAUUCUUGUCUUUUAUCUGCCCUCCAACGGCGGCGAGAAGAUCUCUCUCUGCACCUCUGUGCUGGUCUCGCUCACCGUCUUCCUGCUGGUCAUUGAGGAAAUCAUCCCCUCCUCAUCCAAGGCCAUUCCGCUCAUCGGGGAGUACCUGGUCUUCACCAUGAUCUUCGUUACGCUCUCCAUUGUCAUCACCGUGUUUGCCAUCAACGUCCACCAUCGCUCGUCGUCCACUCAUCACGGCAUGGCGCCCUGGGUCAGGAGGAUUUUCCUACACAGGCUGCCCAAGCUGCUGUGGAUGCGCAGCCACGUGGACCGCUACGGCACAGUGGGAGCAACGCGGACGGGAAGAGCGCUGGGAAUGGGAAUGAUGAAAGACUCUGCAGCUGACAUGAGCUCGGUGUCUCACACCAGGCAUAACAUCCAAGCUGCACUGGAGUCUAUUCGCUACAUAACAAUGCAUGUGGUGAAAGAAAAUGAGGUCAGGGAGGUGGUGCAGGACUGGAAGUUUGUUGCCCAAGUUCUGGAUCGAAUGUUUCUUUGGGCCUUCUUACUGGUGUCCAUCUUGGGAUCAGCUCUCCUAUUCAUCCCGGUUAUCUACAAAUGGGCUAGCAUCAUCGUCCCGAACCAUUUCGGAGGUACCCUUUAAGGUUACCUGAUCUCUCAUAAACAAUGAAUGAGCACCAUAAACCAAACAAUUGCAGUAGAAACGGACAAAGGCAUUGCACGCCAGUACAAAAAUCCCGAGUGCAGCCCAUAAUUACAAGUAAAACAUAAUAACAUAAGCAUGUUUUGAUGCAUACUGUGUCUUACAAAAAAAGGUUGUGGUGAGGUUUCACAUUUCCAUUCAUCGCUAAGAUUACCCGCAACUUGGAAGGCGAGGGACUUUGGCCUGCAAGUCGUUGUAGUCCAAACAAGUUACACAACACCGACACCGAGCCUGACCUUUAAUCCGUAAGAUUUAACCGAUCAGUUUAUGAAUGAAUUAUGCACCUUUCUUUUACAGCUGAGUCACACAGCGCUGCAUGCUAGAAUAGAAUAUACAAAAGUUAUGAAAACAACACUACAAAAAUGAAAGGAAAGUGAAAGGAAUGAAGAUGAAGAAUUGAAUCGGAGUGAAAAACAAGAUCGGACAAAAAUGAACAAAAAAAAGAAAAAGACCAUGGCAUGGAAAUGAUUGGCUUGUAAACGUGUUGGAACCGUGCAAGGGCUGACAGUAAACAUCAAUAAAUCAGGAAGUCAAAGAGAAAGAGGGAAAUUACUUCAAAAUAAAACAAAACACCAAUGAUCCACACACUAUGAAAACUUGAAAAAUUAUCCCACAAAGUGAAAACAGAUUGGAAUCAGGAAUGGAAUCAGGAAACUGAAGAAUUCUGAAUUCUAAACCAGGCACUUUGGGGUAAAAAAAAAAAAAAAAAGGUUUCAUACUCCACGCUGUUCUGCAUUCUACAAAAGGAAGAACAAGAGCUUAGUGACGUGGUUCACACACAGGGUUAUGUAAGCUUUGCUGUGGAGUACGCUGUAUUUCCACCCAGCACCCGUGGAAUAGGACACUGUGUCUGAUCAGCUGACUUAACCAUAACAAGGUAUGUUUCUCGGAAAUAAAACUGACAGAACAUGUCAAGUAUUUGACUGAUUUGGUUGAAUUUUUUUUUUUUUUUUUUUUACUUGCGUCUUUAG
Molecule: messenger RNA, 2616 nt
Organism: Doryrhamphus excisus (bluestripe pipefish)
Lineage: Eukaryota; Metazoa; Chordata; Actinopteri; Syngnathiformes; Syngnathidae
Gene: chrna5
Product: cholinergic receptor, nicotinic, alpha 5
Biological process (GO): monoatomic ion transmembrane transport
Cellular component (GO): postsynaptic membrane
Molecular function (GO): acetylcholine-gated monoatomic cation-selective channel activity; transmembrane signaling receptor activity
Source: RefSeq, a predicted model, not a curated record